AUGAUGGAAACAGAUAACCUAUAUCGUUUUGAAGGUUCAGACGAUGCCAGCGAUACGAACGGGGCCCCAAUCCUAGAAGUGCCUCAUAGAAAAAUAGUUGCUAUAGAGCAUCCUUGCGUUAUCCUUAAUCUCGACAAAGGGCUCGCUACAUUUGGCCAGGAGCCUGACUUCCAGAAACUCCUUGUUGACAGGGCAGAGCCGAGUUCAGUCCCCUUGUGGUUUCGGCCUGACAAUCCUACGUCAAAGCCUAUUGUGUCGCAUCAUACGGCUACCAAUAAUGUCCUGCUCAAGAUAACCGUUCCCAAGAGGACGGGAAGGAAACGGAAACGUGGGAGCAACGACCCAUUCACGGGUGAAAUCAAUGUCACGAAUGGGACAGCCACCACUCCUGAAGCUGACCAAGUCAGCUCAGUAGGCCGAUAUGACGCCCCUGGGUCUAUCCUCCGAAAAAUGCAGGAUAGCGUCGAUGAUUAUUCUGUGGAAGCUGUUGGAAAUGUCAGGGUCACCCACAGAUAUCGAGGCUUAGCAGAUUUCCAAUUCGCCAACACGGAGUCUUCAUUCUUAACAAAGACGGCAGAGCAUCUACUACCAAUGAAAGUCUCGAAACUGCGGGAAAUCAAGUUUACCCCAGGCGUAGCGACGGGUCCUAACCAGGAGAUAAUACCUCCGCCGCAUUUUACAGACAAACUCCUUGGGUUUAACUACAAUUAUGAGCAGAAUCCAAACACCAAGGUAGAGGGAGAUGAGGUAGGGAAGCCGCAACUGAUUAAUGUUCAGGGCAGGAAAUUGCACUCGUUCGGCUACUUUAUCAAUCACGGCGAAUAUCCCGUGCCGCAAAAGGCCCGCCAGGAGCCGGAAUUGAAGAUACCGGACGGGCUGAUGAACCAAUUGGAAAAACUGAUGGAAGAAAGACCUAUAUGGACACGUCGUGCCAUUCUGAAUCGUAUAACAGGCGAUUAUUCGGACUCGCUCAUGCGAAUUGCCCUCCAGCUCAUUGGCUAUCAAUUCAGGGGUGGGCCAUGGCGAGACGCUUUUGUGAAAUACGGCGUGGAUCCGCGUUCAGAUCCCAAGUUUCGGGCUUACCAAACCUUGGCCUUCAAAUUGGAGAGGAAUAUUGUUGGAACGAAAAAGAUGACUUGGGAGGCAAUUAGAAAAGGCCAAUUCAAAUCGCGCGCGAGGGGGAAAGAUCGCGACAGUCAUAUUUGGAACGGGGAUAACUAUUCCACCGACGGCAAGUUCUGGCAGGUCUGCGAUAUCGUAGACCCAUUCGUACGCGACAUCAUUGAGAAGGCGCCUUUGCGGCCGGAGUGUGACCUAAAAGAUUCUGGAUGGUUUUACAAAGGCACGUGGGCCAAGGUCAAGAUGAUCAUGAAGGUGAAGAUGAUAGCCAUCAAGAAGGGACGUAUGGGUUCAGAUAAGGACAACCCACAGAGGCCAGGGUUCCUUUACAAUUCCUUCCUCGAAGAAAGGAUACAGCAGUGGCCGGACAAAUCUGACAAAUCCUUUGGCCUAACACUCGAACCGUUUUUACGUCCUAUAGAGGAAGAGGACAAAAGAUACUACAGACGUCGCGGCGGAAGAAAGAAGAAGCAAAGGCUCGAUGAGCCCAUCACGGCAGAGAAGCCGUCAAGUCAGGGUGGUGAGGGCGGUGAUGAACCGGGCAGUUGGGAUUCGGAUGGCAUGAUAGACGAGAACGGUGAGGCACCAGGUAAUGAGGAGGAUAUUCCUUCCUUGCCAGACCGUUCCUGGGAUGAUGAUGUUUUAGAAGGUGAUAUAGACAUUGACGACGGGGACGAAGAUAUUGAUGAAUAUGAAGAAGAAUACUACGAAAACGAUGAAGGAGAGGAAGAGGAAUACGGAGGUGAAGAUGAUGAUGGGGUAGUAGGUGAUAACUUUAUAGAAGGCACCUAUGACUAG
Messenger RNA from Hypoxylon fragiforme, 1917 nucleotides. RefSeq lists its product as uncharacterized. The record is from RefSeq and is a predicted model, not a curated record. The transcript has 3 exons. Gene Ontology annotation, biological process: transcription initiation at RNA polymerase III promoter. Bases 1 to 1917 code for a protein of 638 amino acids. Gene Ontology annotation, cellular component: transcription factor TFIIIC complex. Lineage: Eukaryota; Fungi; Ascomycota; Sordariomycetes; Xylariales; Hypoxylaceae.